CAUAAAUAGUGUAAUUUUUUUUUUUUUUGAACAAAAUAAUAUUUAUUAUAAAGUAUAAAUGCAUAAUAUAAUAUGUUUGUAGUCAAGCACAGUGUCCGACGUUCCGUAACUUUUUUUAUUAACUGAAUACCUUAUUAAAACUGACCUAACCCAUCGGGUUUUAUUGUACAUAUGAGAUUUAUAUGGGUUAAUGGUUAUAUCGAUGACUUGAUUUGCGAAAGCCAAAAAAAAUAUUGUAGGUAGGUCUUUUUUUUUUUUUAUUCCGUCUGUCGAGUGUCAGGAAGUCGACACUCGUUUCCUGCACACUUUAUACAAGUUUUGUUCGACUUUGUGCAUAAUUUAUUGAUAUCGUCUGCCAAAAGUAGUACACCAGCUGCGCGCCGCUGCAUUAUUAUAUAUAUACUAAAUAGGUACUCUCGUUACACAAAUCGUUAAAAAAAAUUUUCUCUUCUCUUAUUGUAAUUCCUCGUCGGACGUCUAAGCGAGUAUAAUGUUGCGCAAUAUAAUAAUAUACACGUUUACACCGUCUGCCGAUCGUCGUUGAUUGAUUGAUUCCUGUCUCGGCCAGAAAUGGGUUUUCGGAGUAGGUUGUUGUGAUAUUAUUAAGUCUGCGAGCGCGUCACGACCAGCCGAUGUUAACCGUCGGUUCUCGUCGCACGCGGUCGGCUGCGGUAGUGCGGUGGUGGUUAACGCGGUGUGGACGCGUGCGAGGGUGGCUGCGUACACUAAUCGAUACGGCGUGACGCGGCCACGCUCGGAGGGGAACUUUUGGACGAGGAUGCGUGGGCGGGUUGCCCCCCCCCCUCCGGCGCGCGUGUCGGCGCGCACAUUCCACCGCCGUUUCGCGCCCCUCGCGGAACGUCGUCGCGCAUCCCUCGCCAGUACCAAUCGUCCCGCCGUCGACGUCUGCCAUGCUUCAUCCGUCCCGAGCCUUCUGUCGUCGCCUACGCCGCCGUUUCCGUCACCGCGUCAUUGUGCACCGACUCGAUUGUUGACGUUAGACCGUAUAACCGCACUCUCGUACAUAAUAUACCGCAAUCGUUUAACCGCCGCGGCCGCCGGGUACAGACGACCACUAACCGGGUGCCAGCUAUAACCGUUUCUGGUGUCGCCGCCGUAGUUCGGGACAGUGCGAUGCGCAGCGGACCAUGACACCGUGCCACAGCGAGACCAGGAGAAAACAGCGGCGCGUCCACGGGCUGCAGAUGCCAUGGCACCCGCAGCAAGUGGCCGGUUGGCUGGUGCUGGCCACGUUCGGCGCCUGUUCGUUCGGAGUCCUGUUGCCGGGCCUCGGGCCCGACGUCUAUCCGGUCGCUCUGUUCGUGCUGGGCAGCCUGUUCUUCUUGCACGUCGUGUCGCACGUGGCCGCGCUGCUCAUCGAUCCCGCGGACCCGCAGCUGCGCGGCGGAAUGUCGUCCCGGAAGCCCGUCCCCGAGCUGGACAAGACCAAACACGCGCACGUCAUCGAGAACGGAAAGUGUCACCUGUGCAACAUAUACACGUCCGGCCACCGGACCAAACACUGCGGAUCGUGCAAUAAGUGCGUGGAGAAAUUCGACCACCACUGCAAGUGGCUGAAUCACUGUAUCGGAGCCAGGAACUACGUGGCGUUCAUCGUGAGCGUCGUGUCGGCCGUGCUCGCGUGCCUGGUGAUCGUGCUGGUGUCGUCCGCCGAGCUGGUCAUCUACAACUCGGAUCCGGUGCACGUGGACCACUACCUUCGGCCGGUGUUCGGCAGCAAUCAGACCAUCCAGGUGAACCAGCUGUUCAGCGUCAGCCGACUGUCGGUGGACCGGAACGUGUUCGUCACCGUCGCGUCGAUCCAGUGCGUCUUGGCCCUGGUCGCCAUGGUACUGCUGCUGCACCUAUGCGUGUUCCACGUGUACAUAUCCGCGCUGGGCAUCACCACGUACGAGUACAUCCGGAACUACAGGCGGUAUCCAGAGUUCGAUUCCAGGAACGCCGGCGCGGCCGCGCUGUCGCCGUCGUCGUCGUCGCCAUCCGACAACGGCGUCGCGACGUCUUCGUGCAAGAACGCCGCGGGCCGGAAGUCCGCCGUGGCCCGAGCCAUGUACAACUCGGCGUGCUGUUACGGCGCGGUGACCUCGGGCCGGCGCAGCAAGCGGCCUUCGUGCGGCAUCCACUCGAACCUGAACGGCGCUAGCCGGAACGACUCGGACGGCGGCGGCGGCGGCCACGACGACAUGACCGUCGAGACCGUCGAGUCGUACGGUCGCAGCAGCAGCAGCAGCAAUGGCGCCGGUAGACAGUUGCUGCACCCGAAGCAGGACUCGGAACGGACUAGACCGGAAGACCGCGACCAGCUGCAGAACGGCGCACAGCCAAAGUGCCGGUACUGUCUGGAGAAGAACAGGAUCCGGGGCGACGGCGCGCGGUUUUUCGUGUUGGGCAAACGCCGCAAAGGGUUCUGUUGCUGCUUCCAGAAACCCGAACCGGUGUUCGGUCGAGCCGCCGUCGCCGCCGCCGCCGCGGCUGCCGCGCACCACGUCAAGGUACCGCCGUCGCCGUUCGCGGUCCGCCGGAACCGCGUCAUACCCGCCGACGGCGGUCAGCUGUCGUUGGUCGUCGACGAGUGGAAAUCGUUCAACUCGGGCACGCUGCCGGCCCUGCCUCACGCGGCCGCCGGCCACCGUCAGUUGCAAAAGAUCACGCUCAAGGAGCUGGGCCAGGUGUUGGCGUUCGUCGAACAACAGCCGUCGAAAACCAAGCGGCGCAAGAUCGGCGCCGGAAACGGGCAGAUAAAACACUCGAAGUCGUCGUCCAACCUGUCGCCGAUUCACGAGUCGGGACUGUCCAACCCGUCCACGCCGCAGCUGAAAAACCGUUACCCGCAGACCAGGCCGUGCAGUUGGCUCUCGUCGUCUUCGUCGCCUCCUCAACCGCCGCCGCCGCCAUCGUCUUCCUCCCCGCACAAUACUUCUAAAAGCGCGUGAUUUAUGUGUGCGUGUGCGGGUUUUUCCAUAUCCACCCUUUUAUCCCCCCCUUGUCCCUUAGACCCACGUGAUAUGUGCGCGCACAAUUCGCAUUUCAUUUUUUUUUCAUCGUCAGCUCCUACUCGUUGACCGAUAAAAUGUUUUACGAACGACGGCGUUUGGUAAUCAAAAUUGUAAACAAUAAUAUUUUAUAGUUUUACGACCGUAUAAAACCGUGUUUAAGCCGUUAUAGACCGCCAUCGAUUGACUAACAAUUAAUAAGUGACUAUUGCUAUUUCUUUUUACCAAUUUUUCUGUUCUUAUGUCAUGCGUGAUGCAAACUCUUCCUUAUAGCUGUAUAUUAUAUAAUAUAUAGGUACCUAUUUGAUUUAACGCGAAAGAGUAACGAAAACUAUACUUACUGACUAUUACUGCUCUGGUAAGAUAAAAUACCGUUAACAUUUGAAAAUGUUAAAAAAUAUUUUUUCAUUUCUCAUACAAACAGGGGCGCAGCCACACAUUAUGCUAGGAGGGGCAAGCUCUAAUUUUGCCGUCCCUAUUUCCAUCACUCAGCCCCAAUAAUUUUCAUAUUUUUAUGGCAUUUUAGCUUAAGAAGACAGUAUUUAUGUCAUUGAUACUUAUACAUGUAAAUGUACAAAAUACCCAAAACUUCGAGGAAGAAUAAUUGCAUUAAAAAAGAUUUGGAUUUUAUUGUUUUUUAUUUUAUAUAAUUACAUAUCAUAAUAUAUAAUUCAAGUAGGUACCUACUUAUUGUAUUAUACAUUAUUCUCAAACUGAUAUAUCUCCCUAAUCCCAUAUGAGACUAAUAGUGACUACCAAUUUGUUUUCACUGUGACCUGUAAUUAACGUUUCCAAAAAUCAACUGCAACCCAUUUAAAUCAAUGAUGAUAUUUAAUUUUUGUAACCAAAUAAAAAAUGAUUACCGAGCACGCAAUAUUAUAAUAUUCCUUAUCAUGUGAUAUAUAGGUACCAAUUGUAAGUCGUCCUUUCUUGUUGUACUAUUAUAUUAAUAUUUUAAUACUUUUCCAUUUUUAUAAAUUCAUUUAAAAUUUUAUUAUAUUUAGAAAAUUAUUAUCUAAAAACAAAAGUUUUUGUGAAAACCAAAUGUUUGAAGUACCUAAUGAAGUGUCACGAUUUAGUUUUAAAUUGUAUUAGCAAAAUAAUAUGUUUGUAAAAUUUUUAUGGAAAAUUAAGUAUAUUUUUUUAAGGUCUUUGAUUUACAUUAUACAAUAUUUAAAUUAUAUUGGAAAAUCAUUAGUUGGUGUUUAAUAUUAUGUUCAAAAGCAUUUGUUAAUAACAUUGCCUACAACAGUCUUAUAAUUAUAUAAUAUAAAUGUUAAAAAAAAAAUAAAGAUAAAAAGUCCAUUGUAAGUUUAUUGUAUUUUAAUUUAAAUUUUAAUGAGAGUUGAGAGUUUUAUAGAGUAAGAUAUCUUUUUAUGACUGUUUAGUAUUUAAAACUAUACCUACUGAAUUUUUUUUUUUUUUUUUAAUUUACUAAUAUCAAGGUGUUUUAAUCUAAGUAGUAUUAACUAAUAACAGUGAAAUAAUAUAUCUAUAACCUAAUAUGUUUUUCUAUAUGCACAAUAAGUCGUAGCCUUGUAUAGUAAGGAAGAAAGGGUUAAACAGUAUUUUAUGUAAUUACGAAUUUGUGAUAAUUAUAGUCUAAUCAUACAAAUUUAUUUACAUUAUUCAAUAUUCAGUCAUAUUUUAUUUCAUCAUCUAAAUUUAAAAAACUUCUAUUGAUUCUCUUCCAAUGUCACUUAUCAAUACCUACUAAUAAGAAAAUGAAAAUGAAUACUAUAAUUAAUACAUUUAGUUUAUUUUCUGUUUAUUUGAUAAAAAUGUGUUAAUGGACAAUUUUUUCCCAUGAAUUUUUAUAACAUUUGAAAUCUUACUUUUUUAUUAUAUUUUUAUCAUAAAUUGGUAUGUUUAACUAUGAUUUAAAUUUUACUUAAACGUAUUAUUUUAAGUAUUAAUAAAUAAUAUUUUUGUGGUUUUAGAAUUUCUACUUAUUUGUUUUUUAACCAUACCUAAUAAUUAUUUCCUGUUUAAACAUUUUGAAAGUGAAAUAAUUUAUAAUAUUUACCUAUCAUUUUGUUUUGGAUUAAUAUAUACUUUAUAAAUAUAAUAUUGUAUUAUCAAAUAUUGUGUUUAUUUAUUUUUGCAUAAUAAAAAUGGUGUCCAUAUCA
This is a messenger RNA of Aphis gossypii (cotton aphid), 5143 nucleotides long. RefSeq names its product palmitoyltransferase ZDHHC11. Lineage: Eukaryota; Metazoa; Arthropoda; Insecta; Hemiptera; Aphididae. The record is from RefSeq and is a predicted model, not a curated record. Gene Ontology annotation, biological process: peptidyl-L-cysteine S-palmitoylation; protein targeting to membrane. The transcript has a single exon. Gene Ontology annotation, cellular component: Golgi apparatus; endoplasmic reticulum. The coding region runs from base 1149 to 2954 and encodes 601 amino acids. Gene Ontology annotation, molecular function: protein-cysteine S-palmitoyltransferase activity.